AUGAAAGAGAAGCUGCCUCUCGAAAUUGUGGAAAAUAUAUUCACAAGACUACCCGUCAAAUCCCUUCUAAGAUUCAGGUGCGUUUGCAAAUCAUGCAACUCUUUCAUCAAAAGCUCGACUUUUAUAGCUGCCCACCUUUCCCAAUCCAUCGUUGCUACCAAAAAUAGAGCUCUGCUCUUACUUAGUUACGGUCCACAAAGAAACUACGAAAUCCACACGACCACAAAAGAAACAGUCAUUAAAGUUCAAGACCUGGAUUCCUCAUUUUCGCACUGCCGACUAAUCGGUUGUUGCCAUGGAUUGAUUUGCCUUACAGCCCGCCAACGCUUUGGUGGCUUUGUUUUCAUUAUAUGGAACCCCUUGAUUAGAAAAUCUGUGACCUUCACUGAACCUGACAACUACUUUGGCUCAUGCUUUAUUAGUAAUGGUUUUGGCUUCGAUUCUGGCACCAAUGACUAUAAAGCGGUGAGUAUUGUGCAAUUUGCACACAGAGUACCUGUUUCGCCUGUGGUUCGAAUUUACUCUUUGAAUGCAGGCUCUUGGAAAGACAUAUCUGAGCGUGCUCCUGCAUGUAAGAUGAUUGAGAUCAACUGGACGCAGCCUUUUGUCAAGGGAGCUGUUCAUUGGUUGGCCUCUCGUAGGGAAGGCAAUAACAGUUUAAGCUACUACCAUAUGAUUUUGUCCUUGGGUAUGAAUGAUGAGGCAUUCCAUGAGAUGAUAUUACCUCGGAGUUUAGCCCACGGAUACAGUCCACAAGAAAUACAUGUUUCUGCAUUUCAGGACUCCAUUACACUGCUCCACUUUUUUAACAAGAAAUAUUUGUCUAUUUGGGUGAUGAAAGAGUAUGGUGUUGCCGAGUCCUGGACUGAAAACUUGGUUGUUGAUCUGGAAAUUAAUAUGCCUCACAAUGUGUCAAGGUUAUUGAGUUUUAGAAGCAAUGGUGAGCUGCUGCUGGAAAUUGAUGACGGAGAGGUUAUCUUAUAUGAACCUGAGACUGAGAGCAAACAGAUUUCGUUACUUCGGAUUAUUGGGGAUCAAGAUUAUCGUUUUCUAGAUUCUUACAAUGAAAGCCUACGUUUAUUGGACAUCAAUUCAAAUGUUGUAUCUCCUUCUGUAACCAAUGAAGAAGAGCAUACAGGUAGCUAG
Theobroma umbraticum is the source of this 1146-nucleotide messenger RNA. RefSeq names its product F-box/kelch-repeat protein At3g23880-like. Lineage: Eukaryota; Viridiplantae; Streptophyta; Magnoliopsida; Malvales; Malvaceae. Gene Ontology annotation, molecular function: protein binding. The record is from RefSeq and is a predicted model, not a curated record.